Messenger RNA from Cicer arietinum (chickpea), 1899 nucleotides. RefSeq lists its product as uncharacterized. The record is from RefSeq and is a predicted model, not a curated record. NCBI's taxonomy places the organism in Eukaryota, Viridiplantae, Streptophyta, Magnoliopsida, Fabales, Fabaceae. Gene Ontology annotation, cellular component: chloroplast envelope. Gene Ontology annotation, molecular function: catalytic activity.
ACCCUUACAAAGUUACAAGAAGGUUAUCCGUUUGGACGAAUGAAGGCACUGAAUGAAUGAUAUAAUGGAGCAUCAGAAAAGCUAAAAUGCGAUUUGAGACGAUGAAUUGUGGGAAAUUGAGGGUCACCCCUCCUACUCAUAAUCCUACUACCUUCCAUAACUCUACACAUUUAUACAAACGUCCUUCUCCUCUAAAGUUUUUUGCUUCAUGGCUUCCAAACUUUGCUACUCAUAACAAUCCCUUCGUUGCUUCAGCUUCUUCCGUUACUGGUUCAGAGCAGUUGUUGGAUAUGGGAUCAAAGAAGAAAAGGAAAGAGAUAGCUGGAAUAGAUCAAGAAGAUUUAGUGGAUCCAAAGCUUUUAGCUGAUCCAGAUAGUUAUUUUUGUGAGUUCAAAGGAGUGCAUAUACACCACAAGAUACAUGAUGCUGAAUCUCAGACACAAAGCAUUUUCCAGAACCAGACUCAUGUUUCUAAUCAAAUCAACAAGCUGUGUUUGCCUAUGAUUCUGUUACAUGGGUUUGGAGCCUCAGUGUUCUCUUGGAAAAAGGUUAUGAAGCCUUUGGCUGAGGCUACUUGUUCAAAAGUUUUAGCUUUUGAUAGGCCAGCCUUUGGAUUGACAUCUAGGGUAAACUUAUCUUCUGAAACAGGAGACACAAAACCUCUAAAUGCAUACUCCAUGGCAUUUUCAGUGCUUGCUACCUUGCACUUCUUUGAUUUAUUAAAAGCUGAGAAGGCAAUUUUAGUAGGGCACUCAGCCGGUGCACUUGUAGCCGUUAAUACAUAUUUUGAAGCUCCUGAGCGGGUUGCUGCUAUCAUCCUAAUCGCCCCAGCAAUUUUCGCGCCACUAACUACACCCAAAAUUGUUAAAGAGAAUCAAUCAAAACAAGAUAAUCAAAUGAAAGAAGACAACAGUUCUAUCAGAAAAAAUCCAAUUGUUGGACUUUACAAGUUGUUGUCCAAGAUUACCAAGAACAUUGCAAUGGCAAUAACAGGAAUGAUGAAGCAGAUGACAGAUAUGCUCAACUCUCUGUAUAGGAAACUGUUAUCAACUAUCCUGCGUUCUUCCCUUGCGAUAAUGCUGUUAAGAAUGGCAAUUGAUAAGUUUGGUACCGCUGCGGUUCGAAAUUCAUGGUAUGACCCAAAUCAGGUCUCUGAACAUGUUCUUAGUGGUUAUACAAAGCCAUUGAGGAUUAAGGAUUGGGAUAAGGCACUGGUGGAAUACACUGCUGCAAUGAUUUUGGAUGAGGAAUCUAAUACAAAGCCGUCACUUUCUAAAAGACUUAAUGAAAUAUCUUGUCCUGUUCUGAUUGUAACCGGUGAUAGUGACCGACUAGUUCCUUCGUGGAAUGCUGAGAGACUUUCAAAAGUCAUACCAGGAGCAUCGCUUGAAGUAAUUAAGCAAUGUGGCCAUUUGCCACAUGAAGAAAAAGUGGAGGAGUUUAUUGCAAUUGUUGAAAACUUUCUAAGGAUGUUUGCGGGCAAUUCCAACAAACAAUAUCUACAACCUGCAAUGUGAACUUUGUACAACUCAGGCUUCCCAUUUUACUUCACAGCAAAUCCAUAUAAUACAGGAAGAUACUGACGCAAUUGAUCAGAUGGAUGGCGAUCAUUUAGGGCGUCUUGAUUCAUACUCAUUAAAUUCAUCAGGCAUGAGAGACCAAUUAAAGAAAAGCCUGGAAGUGGAAAAGUACCUAUACACAAAAUAAAUUUUAUAUCGCAUUAUAUUGCUAGCCUGCUAUAGUCCUUGAAGAUAUCUUAUUUAUGUUAAGCUCCCUGAAUUAUCUGUAAAUCCAUUUAUAGUAUACGCCAUAGGGCUACUAUAUACACCAUUUGGUAAGCAAUCUCUAAAUUAUAUAUUCAAUUUCUGGAAAUGGAUAACUACAGUAGUUUUUAUAAUA